This is a messenger RNA of Plasmodium adleri (nom. inval.), 1170 nucleotides long. RefSeq names its product polyadenylate-binding protein, putative. Gene Ontology annotation, molecular function: RNA binding. Bases 1 to 1170 code for a protein of 389 amino acids. Lineage: Eukaryota; Apicomplexa; Aconoidasida; Haemosporida; Plasmodiidae. The record is from RefSeq and is a predicted model, not a curated record. The transcript is spliced from 9 exons.
AUGGAUUUGGAAAGCACAAUGGAAUGGAAUAAAAACUUUCAAACAAAUAGCAUAUUUGUUUAUAACUUUCCAAAUGAAUGGAUGGAAAAUGACUUAAAAAAAAAUUUUAUGAUAUUUGGAACCAUAAAUAAUAUAAUUAUAGACAAAGAUAUAAAUAUUUAUGCCUUUAUUCAAUACAAUGACACCGAGUCAUCACAAAAAGCUAUUGAAGUUAUGAACGGCAAGGAAAUUAAUGGGAAACUUUUGAAAGUUACAUCAAGAAAAAUUGUAGAUGAAUGUAUAGAUAUGAACACAAACAAAUUAGAUUCACAACAAAAAUCACAAUCAAGUAAUGAUAAUAAAAAGACGACACUUUUUGUCUUUUAUCUACCACCUCAUUGGAAUGAUCAGGAUUUAUUUGAUAAAUUUAAAACUUUUGGUAACUUGGAGAGUGCUACAGUGGCCAAAAAAAAUGACAAGACCAGUAAAGGUUAUGGUUUUGUUGUAUAUACUGAUCCACAUAGUGCAGCGCUAGCUAUUUCUAAUAUGAAUAAAGUUGAGGUAUACACAGGAAAAAGACUUAAGGUUUUAUUAAAAUCUAACUCUAAUGAAACAAAUAAGAGAAAAAUAAAACCAGGGUGCACCAUUUUCGUCUUUUAUUUACCAAACGAUUGGAGUGACAAAGAUUUAAAAAGACAUUUUUCACAUUAUGGUAAUAUACUAGGCGCAACAAUCAAAAGAGAAACGAAUGGAAAAAGUAGGGGUUAUGGAUUUAUUAAUUUUGAAAAUCAACAAAGUGCAAUUAAUGCUGUUGCUGGCAUGAAUGGUUUUAAUGCAGGAAAUAAAUAUUUAAAAGUUUCAAUCAAAAAGGGGGAAGAACAAUAUUUGGCACCCCAAUAUCUCAAUAUAGAUCGUAUGAACAACUCUUAUAAUUCACCUCCACCCCCACCACCUCCAAUGUCUUGCCAUGGAAAUGAAUCAUCAAAUUAUGCUAACAAUGAAAUGUAUUCAAUUCAAAAUACCAUGCCAAACAAUAGAUAUAAUUCACGAGUUUCUACAAACGAUGUACAUCAAUCUUUUAUUAAUUCGCAAUAUGGUCAUUUUCCAUAUAAUUUUUUUAAAAACAAUGAACAAGGACCAUAUAUGCAAAGAUCUUAUAAUAAAACUUAUAAUAACAUGGGAAAAACAUGA